Molecule: messenger RNA, 1875 nt
Organism: Seriola aureovittata
Lineage: Eukaryota; Metazoa; Chordata; Actinopteri; Carangiformes; Carangidae
Gene: ppm1ka
Product: protein phosphatase, Mg2+/Mn2+ dependent 1Ka
Exons: 9
Coding region: 225-1367 (380 amino acids)
Biological process (GO): protein dephosphorylation
Molecular function (GO): protein serine/threonine phosphatase activity; cation binding
Source: RefSeq, a predicted model, not a curated record
UUGGACGGCUGCGGCUCAGUUUAAAUGCCCUCGAGCAGAGCCCCCAGGACUCAACAUCCACAGCGCGUGGGCGACUGUCGGCUCGAGGCAGCUGCUGCAACUCUGGACACCCGUUGCUACGGAAACAGCAAAGGCGGGAAAAUUACCAACAAAAGAAAUCCGCUGCCCGGCCAGCUGUGUCCUCCUCUUUUUAAAAUCCACACAGCUGUUAAAGACAGUCAGCCAUGUCGUCUACAGUGCUGCUGAAUCUGCUGCGUUGUGGUCGCUCCGCCGUCACCAGACAAACCUUCCUCGCCGUACGGUCCUCACCAGAAACCUCCACAGCUCCUGGACAGGUGGGCGGGGCUUUGUUGGGCGUGGUGGGCGUGCGGCAGGCCAGUGGGUCGAUCCGCUUCGACAGUGACGGCAGCGGCCGCCCGGUGACCUGGGACUCCUUUGGGAUCUGGGACAACAGGAUAGAAGAACCGAUACUGCUGCCCUCCAGUAUCAGAUACGGAAAACCAAUUCCACAGGUCAGUCUGUCUCGGGUCGGCAGUGCGUCUGUUUUGGGUCUCAGGAAGCAGAACGAGGACCGGCUCCGUUUCGCCCGUAUCAAUGACAACCUGUUGUACUUCGCCGUGUUCGACGGCCACGGCGGCCCGCACGCCGCCGACUACUGCUACACCUUCAUGGAGAAGUUUAUCAGAGACGCUUUGGUGGAGGAAGAGGACGACCUGGAGAAAGUUUUAAAGAAAGCCUUUUUAGACGCUGACAAAGCUCUGCACACACACCUGAGCUACUUCAACAACGCCUCCUUCCUGACGGCCGGCACCACGGCGACGGUUGCGUUGCUACGUGACGGCGUGGAGUUGGUGGUGGGCAGCGUCGGUGACAGCCGGGCGAUGCUGUGCAGGAAGGGACAAGCCACCAAACUCACCACAGACCACACACCUGACCGCGAGGACGAGAGACGCCGGAUCCAGAAGUUCGGCGGCUUCGUGACGUGGAACAGCGUGGGUCAGGCGAACGUGAACGGGCGGCUCGCCAUGACUCGCAGCAUCGGAGACUUCCACCUGAAGAACAGCGGCGUCAUCGCUGAGCCGGACACACAGCGGCUAAACAUCCAUCACGCCAGCGACUCCUUCCUCGCUCUGACCACAGACGGCAUCAACUUCCUGCUGAGCGACCAGGAGAUCUGCGACGCCAUCAACCAGUGUCACGACCCCACAGAGGCGGCGGACGUCAUCGCCCAGCAGGCGCUGCAGUACGGCUCGGAGGACAACUCCACCAUCAUCAUCGUGCCCUUCGGAGCGUGGGGGAAACAUCAGAGCUCCACCGCCGGCUACAGCAUGAGCAGAAACUUCGCUUCAAGCGGGAGAUGGGCGUAGACGACGCCAACAAACAGAAACAUCACACAGUUUUUUUUUAACUAUUACUUGAACACAAACAUUUUCCAAACUCACAAUCAUCCAUAAACGUCCCUGACUCCACCUGACGAGGCCCCUCCCCCUCCGUAGCGCCGGCUUUCGUAUGAACCCACCUGUGUUAGCUUCCAGCUGACUAGUCACCCGUGUAUAUAGAGUGUAUAUUAUUAUAUUGUACAUACAGAGGGGUUUGCUGCAGUGUUUCUUCAUCGGUGUGUGUGCGUUGCAUCAUGUGCAUGUAGACGAAACAUUUUAACCUCCCUCAUUUUUUAAAACUGACGACUUUUACUAUUUUACUUUAAGAAAUUCAACUUAAAUUAAAACGACUUGUGUAAAAAAAAAUACUUUUUUUUCCUUUCAGAUAAAAGUAAAAUGUCAUUUAAAAUUUCCUGAGGGAACAUUACUAUGUUGUACGGUGAUGAAAUAAACAACUCAAUUAAAGAACAAUUAAAGAACCAUGAAAUAAAAUGCA